This is a messenger RNA of Emiliania huxleyi CCMP1516, 1492 nucleotides long. RefSeq lists its product as hypothetical. The record is from RefSeq and is a predicted model, not a curated record. The transcript is spliced from 7 exons. Bases 47 to 1198 code for a protein of 383 amino acids. Lineage: Eukaryota; Haptophyta; Isochrysidales; Noelaerhabdaceae.
GGGGUGGCCGAGCGGGGCAAUUUGAGCGGUAGCCGUCCAGCCGACAAUGGACGGCCUCGACGCCCUCUUGGCCGAGGCUGCGGCCGAGCGUGAGGUCAAGCGCUCGCCUCCGCCGCCGGUUGCCGCCGCCGCACCGAGAGUGGCACCAGUCGCACCGCCGCCAGCUUCCCACCAGCCUUCGAGUGAGGCUGCGUCGGAGCUGCACGCAGCACUGAAGGGGUACAUCGCGCACCUGCUCUGCCCGGACGCGCUAGACGCGCUGUCGCUAGCUCUCGCGAGUCGCACGUACGCCGAGGUGGAGGAGUAUAUCGUCGCUCGGCCAGAGCUCUCUCGGUACACCCUCAGCGCAGAGGUUGGGCGGAUGUCCUAUACGGUCUUCCCUUCCGGCGGCGGGUCGCCCGUCACCGAGCCAGGGGCGAUCCGCGCGUAUUACGCCCGCCAGUCCGGAGACGCAGGACGCGACGGCGGCGGCGGCGGCGGCGGCGGCGUGGCCGCGUCUUCUUGCGGCGUGGCCGAGCUGCUGUGGCGCGCCGCCAACCAGAGCCUCUUCGGCGAGGUGCUCGGCAGCCUGCAGGAGGCGUGGCUUGAGCCGCGGCUGAGCACGUGCGUCGUCGCCACCGCCUCCUCGCUCAGGCUCGACUUCAGGGACGAGACGCAGCCGCGGCUCGACGCCUCGUGCGAGCUGGCCGUGCAGACGCUCGGCGCAUCUGACGAGCCGCUUGUCCUCGCGACCACUCAGGUCAGCGUCUCGCUGUCGCCCGCGCGGCGCGAGCUGCGGCGAGCGGUGGACAAGCCGCGGCUGGCGACGUGCUGCAUCUUCGACGAGCGAAUCCUCGAGACGGCAGAGGCGAUGGCGCGGUGGGAGGCCGCUUCGGGCGGCGGCGGCGGCGGCGGCGGCGGCGGCGGCGGCGGCGGCGGCGGCAGCGGGGAGGGUGGAGGGGCGCUGGGCGGUCUUGCUGCCGGGAUCGGUCGUCUGAUGCGGCCGGGUCGAGGAGAGGGAGAGGGCGGCGACGGUAGCGGCGGUGGCGGCGGCGGCGGCGGCGGCUGUGGCGGCGGCGGCGCUGGAGGCGGCGGCGACGGUGCGGGAGGUAGCGGCGGAAUUCGCCUCUUGAGCUCCCUCAGCGCGAUCGGUGGCAGCGUCGCUUCCGCCGCUUCGGGCCUCGCGCAGGAGUCGGCCAAUCUCGGCCAAUUCGGCUGAUCUCGCCCGAUCUCGGCCAAAUCUCUGUUGACUCGGCCUCGGGCGCGCGCGUGCAGGAGUCGGUCUCGGGGCUGACGGCACUCGCGUCCGACGUUGGCACGGCCGCGGGGAUCGGCCAGGCCACGCCGCAGAACGAGUGAUGCGCCGAAUUUCGAUACUUGCACAAUGCUACGGGCGUGGUAUUCACAAUGCUAUGUGAACGCUCCUGUCCUUGCAGCUUGGUUGCACGUACAUAGGAGGCGUGUAGUAAUAACUGGUAUGGCCUUCUAGUUUGGUCUUCUCGUGUUUUACUGC